AAAUGUAUCUAGAUACAUAAUUGCCACAUUCAGUCGUCGUUAAAUAGUUGCACGGCGCAGUUCAUACACAAGAGCAGCAGCAGCAGCAGCAGCAGCAGCAACAGCAGCAGCAACAGCACCAAGCAAGCACCAAGCAGCAACAUUAGCAACAAUCAUCGUUGUUGUCGUCGUCGUCGUAGUCGCCGUCGUUUCAGUCGUCGUCGUUUUCGUGCUUUAUAGCGCUCGCACUCACAAGUCGCUCAGAAUCGCUGCCGUCGUGGUCGUGGUCGGUAUCGGUAUCGGAUUCGUACUCGGAAAUCCAGUUUACCCUCCUCUAGAGAGUUUUCGUCUGUUUUUGGCGUUUAAUUUUUGCCGGCAAUUUAAUUAGGGAAAGUGGAUUAAUUUGCAACUCGUUAGACUAAUUAAGGAUUAUAAUCAGCAGCAGCAGCAGCACACAAACCAACGAGCCAUGUAAAACGUCAGCGAAAAGGAUAACAAAAAAGUGAAAAACAAAAGAAAAACCAAAAGGAAAUUAAAACUGAAUAAAAAGCACAGUGCGCCCACACAUACCCGCGCGGCAAUAAGGUGACCUUUGAAAGCCAACUAUAAAUAGAUCGGCCAUAAAAGUCGUUUACCACGAAACUACAACGAGAGUAAAAGCAGUGAGAAACGUUUAAUUGGAUUUUGGAUACCACACCACCAAGAGAAACAUCAACCAUCCGCCCGAGUGGCCCCCUCACAGGCAGCGUGGCCUAAAUGAUGCCCGAAACUGAACGCGAUUCGGAGUUGGUGGCAGCGGAAAUGGUUAGCGGUGCUUUGGGGCACAAUUACGGCAUUGUUAAGGAUCAACAACAGCAGCAUCAUCACCAUCAUCAUAAUAGUCAUCAUCAUAUGCAGCACCAGUCCAUCCAGCAUCAACAACAGCACUCCACAACCUACGAUCUAAACAAGAUGGCCACCAGCUAUGUUUAUAGUAAUCCCCUGACCAUUCCGCCAACAUCCACGGCUAUGGUCAGUCCCAGCAGCAAGGAGAAGCUGGUCAACCUGUUGCGCGUGCGCGACAACAACAAUUGCCAGUCGAAUGCGAGCGGCGGCAGUCCAAUGAUUCCCGAUAGUCCGCCAACCACGUUCCUGCAGAAGCAACUAGAGGCGGUGGCUCCCAGGCCCAGCUCAGUGCAUCCCCAGCAGCAGCAGCAACAACACACCCAACAUCAGCAGCCGCAACAGCGACGCUCUGCCAGUACACCUGCAAGUGCAACUAUCACACCUGGAGCCGCCACUAACUGGCAUGCCCAUGUCUACGCCCGCCCACCAAAUCGCCCCACACCGCACUCUAUUGCCGAUAUCCUCGGCAUGCCUCUGAUCAAAUGGGAUACGCCCGAGGGCGCCUUUGAUCCCUCCGGUCCGGCCAAGUCACCGAGUAGCAUCCUGCAGCAGUAUCAACAGCAGGAUCACCAACAGCCCAUUAGGAGUGUCUCCAUCUCGAUGAGCGAUGCCAGCGAAGAGGAGAGUGCCUCCUCGAAUGCAACUGCAGCAGCAGCAUCAGCAUCGACUGCUGUGGCUGCCACUACAGCAGCAGCAACUGUUGCAGUCGCAGCAACAGCAGCAGCAUCAACUCCGCUCGAUCAGCCGUUGAAUCUGUGUGUGGUCAAAAAGUCGCGCGACAGCAACAACUCACCCAUGGCGACUAGCAAGCAGAGCCAAAUUCUAGGAAAGUCUGCCAGUAAGAAGGAAAACUCAGGCAAGCCGGCGGCCAAGAAAAAGAAGUUAACACCGGCCACAAACGCAACGGUGGCUCUACCGCCGGACAUCAGUCCCACGGGCAGCAGCGACAGUCUGAUACGGGACAAGCUGGCGGCCAAUAGUUCACCGGGAGCCAGUACCAAUCCCGCUCAGCAGCUGCAGCAGAGUAAUGCAAACAGUGCCCUGGAGACAACCGAAGAUGACUCAGAUUCGGGAUCCACCGAUGCCAGGCGGAAGAAGAAGGCCCGCACAACCUUUACCGGACGCCAGAUCUUUGAGCUGGAGAAAAUGUUCGAGGUGAAGAAGUAUCUCAGCUCCAGUGAGCGCACCGAAAUGGCCAAACUGCUGAUGGUCACCGAAACGCAGGUCAAGAUUUGGUUCCAAAACCGUCGUACCAAGUGGAAAAAGCAGGAUAAUGUCACCAAUAACGAGGCGGCGGAGCACAAGUCCUCAAAUUCCAAUAAGCCAGGCUCAACAGGGACAACAACAACAGGAGGCAGCGAGCCAGCCGAGAAGAGAAGCGCCGGCAACAACAACACAAACACAAGCUCAGCGGGCGGUUCGCCGACAGUUGGCAGCGCUGCUGCCACACCGAGUGCUAUGGAGACCAAAAAGUCUCCAAAGUCUCCAAACCGCGGCAGCAGCAAUAAUAACAACAACAAUACGCUAAAUAACAACGUUAAUAGCAAGCAGAGUACAACAAAGAUUAAGAAACAAUUGAAUGCGUUGCUGGAGAAGACCGUCAAGGCGGCGGCAGCUAGUCAGGUGAAGACAGAGAUGGAAACGCCGGCAGCAUCUGCUGAUCAUCAUCACCAGAAGUCGUCCUCCGCCGGCGAAAAGCGUAAUAAUAGUAACAACAAUGAGAGUCAAUUGCAAAACCAGCUGCUGCACCAGCGCCUGCACCAGCAUGCGAUUCCCCUGACCGUGGAACCGGCAGCGCCCUUGGAGCAGACCGAAAAGCUGGACAUCAAGCUGGAGGAGUCGCCGCAGCACAGGGAACUGCAGUUGAGUCUACAACGGGCGGCCAUUCAAAAUGGCCAGCUAACGGAAAUGGAUUUCGAGAGCAAGCUGGCGGCCAGCAAGAUUUCCAUUGCUCUGUCAAUGUUGCAGCCGCCAAUCCCCGAGGGGCAGGACAAGAAGCCCAACAACAAGAACAACAACAAGCCGGACAGCGAGUCCUCGGGGGAGGAGGAGGACGAGGACGAGGAGGAGGAUACGGCGAGCGAGCAUGGCGAUUCUACGGAACCGCACGACGACUCGCAGGAUCCGGAUGCCACAAUGCGGGAAAUCUAGAGAAAUAAGCCCAGAGAGACAGUCAAAUUACCAUAACUUGUGCCAAAAAACGUCGAAUAUUGCUCACAUUUCCCCCAAAAAUAUUGAAAAAUCCCUAAAUAUAAAAAAGAAAAUCAUAAAAAACAAAUAAAGAAAACUAAGUGAAAACCCAUUACUGUAAACCUAAUUGUAAUUUAAUUGUCGCGUAAUCCGUUCACCCUUAGGCUUGUAUUUAAUUUAUUUAAAAUAUAUAUUUAACGCUAAGAGUCCUAGGCUUUUGUAAAUGUCGCAUUUAAAUGAGAGAGCUGCAAACUAUAUAUGAAAAAAGAAAACAACAAAAAUUAUAUAUAUCUGUAAUCUGAACUUUCGAGAAUUUCAUGUGAUAAUGUAUACGAGGCGAUUACAAAAUUGAUUUUACUAAUUGAACUAUAAAAACUACAUGGUAUAUGUAAGCUGUGCUACCCUGUAAAUGGCAAUUGAAUGAAACAUAUUUAUUGAGUGUUUGUACAAAAUUAAGUAAGGCAACAAAUAGGAAUGACAUAGCCCCGGAAAUUGUGCUACUAUAAUUUAAUUUAAAGGAUUUUGCAAAUAAUUAAAAUUACAUUUUUAAAAAGCAAACAUUAGUUUGCUUAAAA
Drosophila kikkawai is the source of this 3629-nucleotide messenger RNA. Lineage: Eukaryota; Metazoa; Arthropoda; Insecta; Diptera; Drosophilidae. The record is from RefSeq and is a predicted model, not a curated record.